Molecule: messenger RNA, 1491 nt
Organism: Electrophorus electricus (electric eel)
Lineage: Eukaryota; Metazoa; Chordata; Actinopteri; Gymnotiformes; Gymnotidae
Gene: pkig
Product: protein kinase (cAMP-dependent, catalytic) inhibitor gamma
Biological process (GO): negative regulation of protein kinase activity
Molecular function (GO): cAMP-dependent protein kinase inhibitor activity
Source: RefSeq, a predicted model, not a curated record
GGUUGUGGGAUAACUCCAUUUUGGAAACAGCUGUUCAGGACGGAAACUCGCUCAUUGUUUUCAAGGUGUUGUCAAAGAAACGUUGGUCUGACAUGUUAUUUUCCAUCGACAUAUUCCCCUCAUUAAAUACAUCGAAUAACUAUAAAAUGGUGGAAAGAAAAUAGGGCAUUUAUCUUGAGAACCUAAACAACAGUCGAACGGCGUGGUAACAAGUGGAGAAUACUAAGACGAAUAAAGGUUCAGCUCUAUUGGCUUUCUGUGGCUCACGGGUUUCUCCACUGGUGAGCAUUGUGCUAUCUGGCGGAGCUGCUUUGAAUUCCACACUCUUCAAACUCAUGUGAAGGAACUCUGAAUGCUACCACAUGUGGAAUGAGAAGGCAGGUCAUGGGCAGAUGAUGGAUGUUGAGUCAUCAUACUCAGAUUUCAUUACUUGUGAUCGCACAGGACGGAGAAAUGCAGUGCCAGACAUUAAGGGAGAAGGAGCAGUGGUGGGCACAGGUGAACUAACCAAAGACAUGGCUCAGAUGGCGCUGAAGAAAGGAGAGGUAGAUGCUGCCGGGACUUCUCCCCCCGAGGCAGAGACAUCAGGGAGCCUGGAACAGGAGCAGAGUAAAGAGCAAGUGUCUUAAAGAUGGCGCAUACAAGAGAGAAGAUAAGAGGAGCACCCAACCCGCAACUGCCACUUUCUCUGCCAUUGCCAACUCGUCAGACUAGCAGAAACAAGGAGCUGUUCCCACAGGAGGCCCCACCUCUAGCCAUGUGCUGAUAUAUACUCUAGAGACUCUGUCCUGGAGACAUCACUACACAGAAUGGAUUUGUUACUACCACAGACUCCAUUUUGAGGUCCCAAGAAGUUUGACAGGGUUGUAUUGUCAUUCCUAAGAAGAAGCGUGUUUUUGACACCUUUUCAUUCUAAUACUGAAUACAUUUUAUGGGAUUUAUGGGAAAUAUGAAACUCUGGGCACAGAAGUUAUAUAUGCUAUCAGUCCAAGAAGAACAAAAUGCAGCUGUUUGAUAUGCUGAGAAAAAUUCACUUUGACAUUUUUUAUAGUAACAGGUGUAGUUGUAACAGAAUGGAAUAAAAAAAAAAAAUACUAUUUAUUUCCUAAUUUAGGUCAAUGGAAUAGUAUUUCUAUGUGACAUUAUAUACUUUAAAGUGUAUGUAACAUAAUUAACGAUAUUUAUAUAGUAUGAGUUAAAGCUUUUUGCCCACUAAAUGCCAUGAAUUUGUUUCCUUUUUGUAUUGCAAGUACCUCAGAAUAAAUGGCAGUGACAUUAUUGCUGUGCUUAAUGUGUUGCAUAUGGUAAUGUGCUCACACUACAGAAAUAUGUUGCAUACCAUAUAUGGGUAAAUGAAGGUAUAUUCCUAUUAUUUCAUAUUAAUCAUUCAUAUUAAACAUUCAUAUCAAUCAUUAGGUAACAUAUGUGCCUUGAGAUGUCUGUGGCAUUUUUUAACAUGGGAUGUUAUACUAGAUAAAAAUUAUUGCUUCC